Molecule: messenger RNA, 2141 nt
Organism: Penaeus indicus
Lineage: Eukaryota; Metazoa; Arthropoda; Malacostraca; Decapoda; Penaeidae
Product: ribosomal RNA processing protein 1 homolog A-like
Exons: 10
Coding region: 18-2063 (681 amino acids)
Biological process (GO): rRNA processing
Cellular component (GO): nucleus; preribosome, small subunit precursor
Source: RefSeq, a predicted model, not a curated record
GAGUCCAGCGUGAGAAGAUGCACGAAAAUUUAUUCGCCCAAAAACUCGCCGACAAUGACAAGAAAAAUAGAGAUAGAGCUAUUAAGACGCUUAGGAAAUAUUUUUCUGCGAGAUCUACCGUGAAAAGAAGGGGUUUCACUCAUGAUGAGAUGAUGAAAAUAUGGAAAGGUCUAUUCUACUGCAUGUAUAUGGCAGACAAACCACUCAUUCAGGAGGACCUGGCCGAAAGUAUAAGUGCUUUGAUACACAGGUUUGGAAACGUAGAGGACCGCCAUAAUUUUGCAAAGUGUGCAUUCCUAACACUGGCCCGUGAAUGGAAUAACAUUGACAUAUUCCGUAUGGAUAAAUUUAUGAUGUUUGUAAGACGAAUCCUGAGACAAAUAUUGGUGCAACUUAGUUUAUGCAACUGGAAUAUAAACCGUGUCUCAGAGAUUGCAAAUAUCAUUGGGACAACAGUUCUUGUGCCAGAUGACCAUAAACACAUCACACCUUUAGGGUUGAAAUUGCAUCUAUCAGACAUCAUUUUGGAGGAGCUGGCCAAAAUAGGCCGUGAAGAUAUAAAAAAUAAGGCUUUGCUUGAAAUUUUAAAACCUUUUUUAAAGGUCUUAGCCUUGACAAAGGAUAAGCGUUACUUUGAGAGAGUGUCAGAAAGAAUUAUCCGCCAGCUUAUGCGUCAGAGUGAUGAAGGAAUAGAAUAUGAAGCAAGUGAUGAUGAAGAUGCUGAUGAGGAUAGUGAAACAGGGUAUGAAAGUGACCUGGCAGAGAAGGAGAAUGACAAAGAACAGAAAGAAGAUGAGGUCCAGAUUGAAGAGGAGCCAGAGGAGGAUGAGGAUGAGGAUGAAGUGCUCGACCCGAGGGCUGGGGACGUGGAUGUGCUUCUGCCACAGCUCCACGUUGACUAUGAAAGCUUAGCUGAUGCCAUCCAGAGCGUGGCAAGUGUCCCGAACAUUAGUGCAAGCAACCGUGACAAAAUGUACAAAUUGGUGAAUGAGCUUCGGGACUUGGCUCAGGGCUUUUAUCCUUUGGCUGAGGAUUUCCCUGUGGUUGACAAAAACAGUGACAUCGAUGACAUCUCUGAACAUCAGAUUGAUGCAGCUGUGGAAAGGAUGAGGACUUAUGAUGGGGAUGGUCAUGACCCAUUAUUUGACAAAAAAGAAGCUAGAUUAAACCGUUUAAAGGAACGAAGACAAAAGAUAAGGAAGUUGAAGAGACAAGCAGAAAAGAAGAGAAAAAAAAUUCUUAAGAAAAAGCUAAACAGCACAUGGAAGGAAAGGAAAAUAAAAAGCAUCUGGACAAUAAUCGCAUUAUGCUUGAAGCCAGGAAGCAGCAGAUCAUUGAAAAGAAGCAGACAGAAUAACUCCAAGCUUGUGGCUGUUGCUCCUCUGGUCCCAAACAUAACCGCUGAACCAGAACUGAAUGGGAUUUCAAGACCAAAGAAGAAUGAGCUGCAAGAACCUACAAAAGCCAAGGUACAACAUUUAGGGAAACUGAAUGGGAAGGGCAAGGCAGUAUCACAAGUAAAAGCACCCAUGCAAAAUGGUGCAGUUUCCGUCAAAGCUACAGGAACUUUGAAGGCAGAUAAAGGGAAAGAAGAAGGGGAGAAAGGAGAAGAGCAAAUACCCACAUCGAAUACCUCAGAUAAUGGGAAAAAGAAGGGCUCUUCAAUGAAGUCUGCAAAAAAGGCAAAGAAUUCGGCAUGGGAUGAACCUUUGAAAGAGGGAGAAGUCGAAGUCUUCAUCAAAAGCCGAAAGGAAAUUGCCAAAACAAAGAAAAACAAAAGUAAGAUGAUCAGGCUUGGGGGUCUAGAGAGCCCUCACAACUUUGGUGAAAAGAGCAUCAAAAUCAACUUGAGGCACAACCAGGAGCACGAGUACAGUGAUUAUGCCCGCACCUUAAAGGACAGCCCUAAUAUACCCUACAACGCCAACAAGUUACCCAAAGCUCCUGUCCUGAAGCCUUCCCCCUCGCCCAUUCUCAUCAAGAAAUCUGCUGCCAAGACACUGAAAUCCAUUGCCUCAUUGACAACUCCCACGAAAAGGCAAAAAGCACAAGACUUUUUCUAGCCAAGUGAAAAUUGAGAUUGAUUAGGCAUGACAUAAAGUCAGCAGAAUGUUGUUUUUUCUAUUUCAUUAUAGAAUUAC